AUGGAAAGCAAUUUAUUGAUUGCAUAUGCUGCUUUAGGCACCAUGGCAGUUGUGCCGAUUUACUAUGGAUCAUUUGCUUCAGUAAAAUGGCCUAAAAAGAAAAAAACUGAAUGUGCCAAGUUUGAUCAUGAGGCAGAAUCUUCUGAUGAAGAGGAUUCUUCAACCGAAUCUUUAUCAACGGAAGAUGCUUAUCUUUUUCCAAUAAUUGGAUCCGUGGUGCUCUUUUCAUUAUACCUAGUUUUUAAAUUAUUGAACAAGGAUUAUGUGAAUUAUCUUGUUACCGGAUACUUUGCCUUUUUAGGCGUUAUCGCUGUAACAAAUGUUGGCGUGUAUAUUGUUAAGAACGUAAUUGGACUUAAAGUUGACUCUUAUAAAAUUAGAUUAACCAAAAAAGCUGAAGCAUUUGCAUUCAAUGCAAUCCAAAUGCUUUCGUUGGAUUCAUUUAAAACUGGAAUGAUCUUGUUGAGUGGAUUGUUUUUCUAUGAUAUAUUUUGGGUAUUCGGUACUGAGGUGAUGAUUACUGUAGCUAAAAGUUUUGAUGCGCCAAUUAAAGUAGUUUGGCCUAAACAAUUGCUUGGAUUACAACCAGGUGAAGCUUUACAAUUUACCAUGUUAGGGUUAGGAGAUAUUGUCAUUCCUGGAAUUUAUGUUGCACUUUGUCUUCGAUUUGAUCAUAAUCUACAUUUAAAACGUAAUCCCACAGCUAAAAAAUAUUCCAAAUUUUCAACACCGUAUUUCAACAGUUGUUUUACUUCUUAUAUCUUGGGCCUUAUAACCACCAUUGUAGUUAUGCAUACUUUCAAAGCAGCACAACCUGCUUUGCUUUACCUUUCACCAGCUUGUAUAAUUUCGGUGCUUGUAACAGGAUUAUUUAAAAGUCAAAUACGCGAGAUUUUUACCUAUUCGACUGACGAUCCUGAAAAGAAAGACAAAAAAAAGGAUGACGAUGUAGAUGCUGAUGGUGAUAAGAAAGGACAAGUACAUAGCGAAGAUGAUGAUGGUGAUAAUGAGGCGGUGGAGAAUGAACAACAACAAACAGUCAGAAAACGCACUAGUGAUAAAAAAAUUAGUAAUAGUGAAGACGAUGAUGAUGAUACAACCAACAACAUUAUAUCUAGAACCAACGUUAUCACUACUACCGAAAUAAAAGUUGAAGAUGAUUCGAUAGUGGAAGAAGUUCUUUCGUUAAAAAAGAAAAAAAGUAAGAAAAGCAAGUCAAAGAAAUAA
Molecule: messenger RNA, 1227 nt
Organism: Entrophospora candida
Lineage: Eukaryota; Fungi; Glomeromycota; Glomeromycetes; Entrophosporales; Entrophosporaceae
Source: the annotation of a GenBank genome assembly